Messenger RNA from Lemur catta (Ring-tailed lemur), 3122 nucleotides. It is a transcript of the gene JMJD4, whose product is annotated as jumonji domain containing 4. The coding region runs from base 85 to 1332 and encodes 415 amino acids. Lineage: Eukaryota; Metazoa; Chordata; Mammalia; Primates; Lemuridae. The transcript is spliced from 6 exons. The record is from RefSeq and is a predicted model, not a curated record. Gene Ontology annotation, molecular function: sequence-specific DNA binding; histone H4R3 demethylase activity. Gene Ontology annotation, biological process: protein hydroxylation; positive regulation of translational termination; negative regulation of gene expression. Gene Ontology annotation, cellular component: nucleus; cytoplasm.
GAUGUGAGGAGCGCGACCUGGGCGCCGGCGUCCCGGGCCGGGCCGUGAUCCGACGGCGGCCCCGAGUCUCCCGUGCCCGGCCGGAUGGACCGCGAGACGCGCUCCCUCGCCGAGCGCCACUUCCGAGGCGGCGGGUGCGGCGGCCAAGCCCCGGGACGUGUGGCCUUCAUCCCGGAGCCCGCCGCCUUCUCCUACGCCGACUUCGUCCGCGGCUUCCUGCUGCCCAACCUGCCCUGCGUGUUCUCCGGCGCCUUUACCGAGGGCUGGGGCGGCCGGCGGCGCUGGGUGACUCCCGCGGGCAGGCCGGACUUCGACCACCUGCUGCGGGCCUACGGAGAUGUGGUUGUACCUGUUGCAAACUGCGGGGUCCAGGAAUACAACUCGAACCCCAAAGAACACAUGCCCCUCAGAGACUACAUCACCUACUGGAAAGAGUACAUCCAGGGGGGCUACUCCUCUUCCAGGGGCUGUCUCUACCUCAAAGACUGGCACCUGUGCAGGGACUCCUCGGUGGAGGAUGUGUUCACCCUGCCUGUCUACUUCUCCUCCGACUGGCUGAACGAGUUCUGGGAUGCCCUGGAUGUGGAUGACUACCGAUUUGUCUACGCUGGGCCCAAGGGCAGCUGGUCUCCAUUCCACGCUGACAUCUUCCGCUCCUUCAGCUGGUCCGUCAACAUCUGUGGGAGGAAGAAGUGGCUCCUCUUCCCUCCAGGGCAGGAGGAGGCCCUGCGGGACCGCCAUGGCAGCCUGCCCUACGAUGUGACCUCCCCCUCGCUUCUCGAUGCCCAUCUGUACCCGAGGCGCCAGCACUGCGGCCCACCCCUGGAGGUCACGCAGGAGGCGGGCGAGAUGCUGUUCGUACCCAGUGGGUGGCACCACCAAGUCCACAACCUGGACGACACCAUCUCCAUCAACCACAACUGGGUGAAUGGCUUCAACCUGGCCCGCAUGUGGCACUUCCUGCAGCAGGAGCUGCGCGCCGUGCAGGAGGAGAUCGGCGAGUGGAGGGACUCCAUGCCUGACUGGGACCACCACUGCCAGGUCAUCAUGCGUUCCUGCUCGGGCAUCAACUUCGAAGAGUUCUACCACUUUCUCAAGGUCAUUGCUGAAAGAAGGCUGCUCGUCCUGGGCGAGGGCACGGCAGGGGGCAGUGCAGCCACUGAGCUGGGCCCCGAGCAGGCAGCGUUCGAUGUCGGGCGUAUCGCGGAGGUGCUGGCCUCUGUGGUCGAGCACCCUGACUUCCAGAGAGUGGACACCAGCAUGUUCUCACUGCAGCCCAAGGAGCUGCUGCAGCAGCUGAAGGAGGCCAUUGCUGUCACCUCAGUACUUUAGUGCCCUCCCCACCUUGAACAACGUGGCCUGGGUGCCCCAGGAAUGGCCCUUCCUGUGGGUCUGUUGCAGUCCUGGCCACCCGUGGCCGUUGUCCAGGCCCCUGUUCUCCGGGCCUGGCAAGGUCAGGGACCCUGGAUCUGCUGAAAGGUGCCAGGUGGGGUGUUGGUCUAUCCGACCUGCAGCAAGCCUGGGAGAGCUUGGGCUGGGUGGCAUUGUGACUGGGUUUUCUUGGAGUCCCCACGCCCCUAGCGAAGGCCAGGACAUCUGAGCCAAGGGGCACAUGCAUCCCCUCUGCCUGCUCUGGAGGCUCCUCCACAUGGCACGAAGCUGCCACGUGCUCACCAGGGCCUGAGGCAGAGGCUGGGCCUGCCCGACCCUCCUGUGCGGGAGACUGGGUCGGGGCAGAGGUGGGCCACAGCACCUGCUUCCUCGUGGCCCCCACACGGCAGGCCUGGCCUCUGAACUGGAGCUGCAAAGAGCCUCCCACUAGUGGCCUGUCUGCCCUCUGGGAAGCCUGGCUGCUCCUCUGCCAGCCUCCUACUGAGUCCUGGGGCCAGAGGGGCUAUGGUUCCUGUUAGUCACACUUGCUGUGCGUUGCAGGUGACCGUAAAUCCUUAAGGGAGGAGGGAGCAGGCAGGCUGUGUGUCCCCUGCCCAGCACCUCUUCCUGUAGCUCAUGCACCUCGGUGCCACCUUGCCCUCUGCAGGGAUGAGUCUUCCACUGCUGCUGCACGCUGGGCACAGCGGCUGAGGUGUGAGUGGGCUGCUCACCACAGCCCCAUCCUGGCCCCUGUGGAGGCACAGUGGACCAGCAGCCUGGUUUGUGCCAUGGGGGAUGGGCUCUUUGGGGCCAUCCGUGGCUCUGUGGCUCCCCCCUCCAGCAGGAGAUGCCCCAGACUUUGGCCCUCUAGUAAGAACCACAAGGGUGGGGGCCAGGGCUCCACCUGUGUGCCUUCGACCCCAAGUCCACUCCUCUUCAGUUGGCCCUGGGUCUGCCGUCCCCACCCCGGCAGUGGAGGACGAGUCUGACUAUGACAUCCAGUGCUGCUACCUGACUCUUGGCCAGGAUGGACACCCAGGAGGGCAGGGACUUCUGUCUGUUCUGUUAAAUGAAUUAUGCCAAGUGCCUGGAAAAGCAACUGUACACAGUAGGCAUCUCUCAUGUUUGUCAAAUGAAUGGACUCCAACCAAUACCUACCCAGGUGCCCCAAAGCCGUCCCUCCCUGGUCUGGCUGCACCAGGGUCAGGGACCCUGAGGUGGCAUCUCAUGCCUAUUCUAUAAAUGGAGACACAGCAUUGUCCAACUGCAGGCCAGCAGGGGCUGAGGCAGAGGCUCCCUCAUGGUGGAGAGGGAGGUGGACGUGCUGGUGGGGAGGCUUUCUGUGGCUUAACCCGUCUAGUCCCUAGAAAACGUGAGUCUGGUCCUCAGGAGUGAGCUGGGGCUGGCAGGUGUGGUGGUAUGCCCAAGGCACUGUGAGCAGCAGCUGCAGCACCUGCUGGGUGGUGGCAAAGGCCCGAGGGGGUAUGGCCCCGGUGGUGGGGACUGGGUCCCUGCCAGCUUCUCCAGUGUGCCUACCUUGCCCAUCCUGCCCUGCGCAGCAGAGCUCAGUGGCACCACGUGUGACCUCCAAGGGGUUGGGCCGCGGCUGACCCAGCACCCAAACCUCAGUGACUGGGCCCAGGAGCGACAUGAGAGCCCAGCAGAAAGCUGGGUACCGUGGCUCACACCUAUUAAUCCCAGCACUUUUCGGGAUUUGGGAGGCCAAAGUGGGAGGAUUGUUUGAGUUUGCU